This is a messenger RNA of Dipodomys ordii (Ord's kangaroo rat), 2585 nucleotides long. It is a transcript of the gene Pou2af1, whose product is annotated as POU class 2 associating factor 1. Gene Ontology annotation, cellular component: RNA polymerase II transcription regulator complex. The transcript has 5 exons. The record is from RefSeq and is a predicted model, not a curated record. Gene Ontology annotation, molecular function: DNA binding; transcription coactivator activity; POU domain binding. Gene Ontology annotation, biological process: positive regulation of transcription by RNA polymerase II. Bases 491 to 1324 code for a protein of 277 amino acids. Lineage: Eukaryota; Metazoa; Chordata; Mammalia; Rodentia; Heteromyidae.
GUCUUUAUUUCUUGCCCAACUUGCUUCUUAUUUAGGCCUUACUGAAUCAGAUGAAGGUGGAGAGCAACCACGCAAGCCAGAUCCAUCCCAAUUGUGAAAGAGAUGCAACGCUGCCAUGGUUUAUAAUUCUAGAUCUGUUUGUGCAAUUCUUUUGAUUAAAGUCUAUAUUUCCUACUCGAGUGCAGUGACUGAUCUACCAGAGGCUUCUUGGUCUUCACCCCUAUCUUGGGACAUGGCGAAUCUGAGUUAGGCACCCUUUCCGCUCCGAUGACUGCCAGUUUCUGUAAAAGGCAGGCAGAUGCAGCUGGUUUCUCAGGCUGGACCUCUCUGCUGUCAUUUCGGUCAAAAAAUACCCAAAAUAAAACCUUGAGGGGAAUUGUUUGAGCCUCUCAGUUCUCAUCACUCCUCACGUGAGCUGAAGAGUGUUUUUUUGAGUGUGUGUGGGGUGGGCUCUCUUUACUCCACUGGGAAAUACCAUUGCUUGGGGGAAAUGACAGUGAAGGGAGACAAGAGCAGAGCAAGGCAAACCCAGGAUCGAACUGCAAGAAGGAGGAUGAAGAAUCGCCCAGCCACAGCUCCAGAGCAAACCCCUGCCCCACCCCGGCCAUACCAAGGUGUCCGAGUGAAGGAGCCAGUGAAGGAGCUACUGAGGAGGAAGCGCUGCCAUGCCAGCAGUGGGACAGCUGUCCCACCAACUGCGGUGGUGCUGCCCCACCAGCCCCUGGCGACUUACACCACAGUGGGUCCUUCCUGCCUUGACAUGGAGGUCUCUGCUUCCACGGUGACAGAGGAAGGGGCCUUGUGUGCUGGCUGGCUCUCCCAGCCUGCUCCUGCCACCCUGCAGCCCCUGACCCCCUGGACACCUUAUACUGAGUAUGUGUCCCAUGAAGCCGUCAGUUGUCCCUACUCAGCGGAUAUGUAUGUGCAGCCCAUGUGCCCCAGCUACACAGUUGUGGGGCCUUCCUCAGUGCUGACCUAUGCCUCCCCACCACUCAUCACUAACGUCACGACAAGAAGUGCCGCUGCACCCACCAUGGGGCCCCAGCUGGAGGGCCCUGAGCACCAGACACCCCUCACCUAUUUCCCAUGGCCUCAGCCCCUUUCUACACUGCCAACUUCCACCCUGCAGUACCAGCCCCCAGCCCCAGCUCUGCCUGGGGCUCAGUUUGUCCAGCUCCCCAUCUCUAUCCCUGAGCCGGUCCUUCAGGACAUGGAUGACCCCAGGAGAACCGUCAGUUCCUUGACCAUCGAUAAGUUGCUGUUGGAGGAAGAGGAUAGCAAUGCCUACGAGCUCAACCACACGCUCUCUGUGGAGGGAUUUUAGGCUUGAGAAUCCUUUUUCCUGAAAUUAGGAUUUUUAAUAUGAUCCUCGAGGGAGCCCAGCUUCCAUAUCUGGGCUACACUUUCUACCCCCAACCACAGUCAGAGUUUUGCCUUUUCUUCCAUCUCUCUUCAUUUUCUACAUAAUUUUCUUUCUUUCUUUCUUUUCCCCAUUUCUUUUUCCAAUUUUCUUUCCACGAGGUGGAAAUAGUGUGAUAUCAACCAUAAUACUUUAUGCCAAGUGUUCACAAGUUGCUGUUGCAUGUGUUCCUGGGAAUAGUCCCCUUUUUUCUUGUGCCUGCUGCUUUGUGGUAGCUGUGCACUGCAGAGAUGUUCUAGGUUGUUACUCCCACUGUCAUUUUGAGAUGCAUGGGGUGCUGGGUGGGGAACCAGCACUGCCAGAACCUCCUGGAUGCAACCACCCAGGGUAGACCAGAUGCCAGAGGCCUUGAGCUGUCAGUUUUUACAGUUGCUCUUUCUUUGUUCUUUGUAGCCUUGGCCAGAUUUCUGUUCUGGACAUCAACCUCAAGGGCUGGGACGCUGCACAAUGCUGGGUUAGGGGUAAGGAAGGAACAUCUGGAAGGGUAGGGGCAAAGUCAGCAAGAAGACAGAGGGUAAAGAGAGUGUGUGUGUGGAGGAGGAGGCUUGGGGGAGGAAGGCAGAGGAAUCAUCUAGCUCCAGCUUACUUGGUUACUAAGAAGCACAUAAACGUGGGGGAAACUAUUGCUUUCAGAGGUGGCUAUAUAGCUGCUUUUGAGAAUGCUUGCAAGGAAAGCAGAACUGUUGGAAACAGGAUGAAUGAGCUCUUUGGCCAUUUCUUCCCCUCUCCAGAUCCUUCACCACAACCCCCUGAAGCCUCAUAGCAAGGGUGCACUUGCUUAAUGCUAUGAAAUGAGCUUCUUUUAUAUCUUUCAUCGUGUCUAGGUCUCCAUUACGUAGAGCCAAGGCCACUUCUACACGAAUACCACUCACCAUCCUUUCCAGAGCCUCAGCUAGAGCACCCGUAGUUUUCAUUUCAAAUUUUAUGUUAUUUUUACUAGUGAAGCAUUUAGACUUUUCAAGUCUCAGCUCUGAUGGUGGUUGCAGGCCCACGUACUGGCACAUUGCCUGCUAAUGACACCCAUGACCUCUACAAGGCAGACACUUGAGCUGUGCAAUCUACAUAGAACGAAUAGACAUUUUACAGGAAAUGACAGUUUCUUCUUUUUUUAGUUAUUUUAUUUUUAUUGAAAAGGUGAUGAGCAGGAGUUUCACAGUUGCAUAAG